This is a messenger RNA of Triplophysa dalaica, 2168 nucleotides long. RefSeq names its product CREB/ATF bZIP transcription factor (gene crebzf). Lineage: Eukaryota; Metazoa; Chordata; Actinopteri; Cypriniformes; Nemacheilidae. Bases 199 to 972 code for a protein of 257 amino acids. Gene Ontology annotation, molecular function: DNA-binding transcription factor activity, RNA polymerase II-specific; RNA polymerase II transcription regulatory region sequence-specific DNA binding. The record is from RefSeq and is a predicted model, not a curated record. The transcript has 2 exons. Gene Ontology annotation, cellular component: nucleus.
ACUCGCCAUUUUAAUGCGUUUGAGUGUCGUCGUGUGGGUUUGCUGGUGCUGUGUCCGCACUAGGUCCAACCCGAAAUACAGUUUUCUUUUUGUCAACAUAAUAUUUUCGUCUUUUUGCUCAACCGAUCGUUGUCCCACGAUAUCGGCAUAUCAUUUAAGUUUCUCUGAUUUAAUACGGAUUUAACUGGAAACACAGCCAUGAUCACCAGAAAAAGAGGAAGAAGCAGUCUCUCCUCUGACGUCACAUGUACAAGUUCCUUUCAAGAGAGUGAUGAUGUCUUCAAAACCGGUAAUACGAGUGAAGUAAACACGUCUCCAGAAAGUGACAGCAAUGAUUGGGGCCUGGAUGACUUGCUUGGCUCUAAUUUCAACUGGAACCUGGACGACAACGUGCUUGAUUCCUUCAGCAACUUCGACAGAGAACAUUCGUCCCAGACAUCGGGCAGCGACGUGACCAAUCAAUACAUGGAAGCUGAUGCUCCUGCAUCCCACAAAAGAGGCGCAGUCCAGCGGGCUAAACUGCAAGAUGUCUCUGGUCAGAUCAUCAACAAGAAUGCCAUUGCAGCGAGGAUCAACCGUUUAAAGAAGAAAGAGUAUGUCAGUAGCUUGGAGCAGAGAGUUGGCUCCUUGACGUCGGAAAACCGCAUUCUCAAGCAGGAAAAUGGGAACCUCAACAAAAGGGUGGAAGAACUGGAGAAUGAAACUAGGUACUUGAGAGCCGUGCUGGCCAAUGAGAGCAUGCUGGCUCAGCUGUUAUCUAGAUUGAGCGGUGUGAACGGCAUGAAAUUCUCUUCCUCGCUUUUCCAGGAAUCCAACGAGAACGACCACGAUUACGCAAUCCCCAGGAAGAAGGCAAAGGUUGAGGACAAAGAUACUGCAGGUGGCAUCUGCCUGCAUGUGGACAAAGACCACGUCUCGGUGGAAUUCUGCACCAAGUGUGCGGAAAUGUCAAGCUUGUCGCUUAAAAUGUAGGGUCAAGUAUUUUACCUUUUCAGCGUUUCCUGAGACUGAACUUUGCACGAGAUGUAAAUGAUCAUUGAAGGGACAUGACGACACUAGUUGUCAAAUGUAGAGUUAACUGUUUGAGUGUGUGCAGGGCUUGAAUAGCAUGUCUUUUAAACCUGCUUUCAAUACAAGUUACUGCUAAACUUGUUGACAGUUUUCUUCUAGGUGCUUGGUGCGCCAUGCUGGAUGAAUGCGUCACAGAACAUCCAUGACUGCCAGAAUCCAUGGUAAGGAUCAAGAUAUAGAAGACUGCACAGAAAUGGUUAACUCCUAAGAUACAGAUGAAGACAAUGUUGUGUUGCCAGUUCAAGCAAGGCACACAGAGUGAACUGUAUAUAAAUCUAAGGGUUUUGUUUUUGUUCUGGUUUUUGUUUCUUUGGUUCAAAGCAAAGAUAAUAAGAAAAGAAAAAUGCAUUGUGUGAGUUACAUAUUUUGGAUGUUAAAUAGGAUUACACAAUGAAGUGUAGUUUUUCAUUUCAGUUGAAGCUUAGAACCUAUUAGAAAAGUUAUGUGAAAAACCUGUCUAAAAUAUGUACAUGGGUGAUGUUUCACAAAGAGUUUAUCUUUACUAAAAUUAUCAGUUAUAACAUAUGUUUUAAAAUGUUUGGAACGUUGAUGUUGACUUCAACAGAUAAACGCAAAAAAUAUACCCUUUGUGAAAUAUCGCUGUUUUUCUAAAGAAUGUUUUUCAUGUCGAAUCCUUAUUUUUCUUUAUGCUAAAGUGGAUUUUGCUGUGGGGAAAGCAGAAGAGUCGGGACCACCAGCUUGCAUCAUGGCCUGGUAAAUUUAAUAAGGUAGUACGUGAAACUAUGUAAGUUACAGCUUUUACUGAUCAUUUCUAUCACACCUUGAGAUGCCAGAUAUUGUCAUGUUUAAUUAGCAUCUAAAGUGUUACGUAUAGUAAUACAAAGAAGUGAAAUAGUGAAUUAACAUCUGUUGCAUUAAUGCAAGGCAUCCUGGUAUGGAAAAGCUAUUGGGAUUUUUUUUUUUUAUGUAGACCAGAUGGGAAGAGAAACUGUAUGUUCUACAACAUCAUGUUCAACGGUUUAUAUUGUCUGAGGAAUGAUAGUACACAUGUGAGAUGUAUUGAAAAUCUAAACACUGCAGGCACAUGGCUACAGCUGUUUUAGAAUCAUAUGUAAUAAAUUUUGAUUGAACACUCA